GCGAAGUGUCGCAGAGUCGCGAGUCGGCGAGGAGCGCGCUGUCAGCCCAGUGCCCGCGUCCCCGGAUCCACUGCGGCCAUGGCCAGCGAGGAGCUGGCGAGCAAGCUGCAGCGGCGACUGCAGUGGCAGGGGGUGGACGGCGGGCUCCAGCCUGCGCCCCGAGCCGCCCCAGGCCCGGAGCCCCAGCCGCAGCCAUCCGCCUGGGCGCCCACCACCAGAGCCGACGCCGAGCUGAGCGCGCAGCUGAACCGACGGCUGGACAUCAACGAGGGCGCGGCGCGACCCCGCCGCUGCAAGGUCUUCCACCCGUACUCCGAGUUCCCCGAGUUCAGCCGCCGUCUCAUCAAGGACCUGGAGAGCAUGUUCAAACUAUAUGACGCCGGAAGGGAUGGCUUCAUUGACCUGAUGGAGCUGAAGCUGAUGAUGGAGAAGCUGGGGGCCCCCCAGACCCACCUGGGCCUGAAGAGCAUGAUCAAGGAGGUGGACGAGGACUUCGACGGCAAACUCAGCUUCCAUGAGUUCCUGCUCAUAUUCCACAAGGCCGCAGCGGGGGAACUGCAGGAGGACAGCGGGCUGAUGGCGCUGGCCAAGCUUUCUGAGAUCAAUGUUGCCCUGAAGGGCGUCAAAGGUGCCAAGGACUUCUUUGAAGCCAAGGUCCAAGCCUUGAACUCUGCCAGUAAGUUUGAAGCGGAGCUAAAAGCGGAGCAAGAUGAGCGGAAGCGGGCAGAAGAGAAGAGGAGGCUCCGCCAGGCAGCCUUCCGGGAACUCAAGGCCGCUUUCAGUACAUAGUUGGGCUGACCUUGACCUCUGGCCACAGCUGUGCCUCACAGAUGCCCCAGGGAGAGCUGGCCGGCCAUCCUCACCCCUGCUGACCCUUUGCCCCAACAACCACCACCCAGCGCAAACUCCUUAACCUCACAGGGGUGGCGGGGGGCGGCUCUCAUCUCCAUUUGGGAGCCCCUCCCAGAGGUUCCAGCUGCCCCUCCCCACCCCCAGUCCCUCUCCUGCUCGCCUUCCUCUACCCUUCUCUGUAGCCGGAAUGUGCCUCGACGUGGCAACCUUUACUCUUUCCUUAUCUCUUUCCCACUCCACAUCAGAGUGGUCUGCUGUGUUAAUUUGUACAGAUGCUUCUUUCUUUGGUGGUCCUCCGAGGACAUAGUCCCUGGAGGCCUGUGACAUUAAUGUUGUCCAUUUUCUUGGGUCAUCCCUUUCUGUGCCUCUUCCCGUCAUGCCCCUCUCUCCUUUGUUUCUCAUCCAACUUCCCUGUUCUCAUUCUUAGCCUGAUCCUGCCGGGUGCUUUUGCAUCUUCUGUCCUCUGAUGAUAGUGAGGUUUAAGGCAGGCCAGGCUGGACCACUCCCUAUCCCCUCUGCAGUCGGGGGCACGGCGUGCUGCUGAGAUGACACAAAACAGUGAAAGGAGAGGAGAUUCUGUUCCUUCCCAUCACCUUUCUCCUGUCCUCCUAGCAUUCCCCCUGUAUCUAUCCUUUUCUUUCUUCUUCCCACUUCAGCCUUUUUUUCCCUACCCCUAAAUACUGUGCUACUUAACUGUAAGAAUGAUUAUAAGUAGUAUUAAUGAGUAGAAGAGUUCCUGUUCACUCUGACUCCAUGCAAAUUAUAUUACAGUAGACCCCUGACAUUCCCAAGUGACAAAUCCAGAGCCUUUCAACAUCCCCAGUCACGACCGUCCUCACCACCUAGCUGGUUUCCAACCUCUGCUCUAAGGUGCUGAGGUGAAGCUGUUCUUCAGCAUAAUUUUUUAUAUGUUAUGAGUUCUUGGGAUUGCUCACAAAUAUCAGGGGUUUUUUGUAUUUUAUAAAAGAAUUUCUAACAUCAUAUUUAUUUCUUCUCUUUUUUACCUGCUGUCUCUACAAAAAAGAAAACAUCUGCAUUUUUACCUUACGGCUGUUCUUUUUAAAUAAACAGUGCAAAUGGACUUUGCCAUCACAUCACUGUGCUUCUAGUCUUCUGUGCAUUGGAGGGGAGAGAAGGG
Messenger RNA from Kogia breviceps (pygmy sperm whale), 1990 nucleotides. RefSeq names its product EF-hand domain family member D1 (gene EFHD1). NCBI's taxonomy places the organism in Eukaryota, Metazoa, Chordata, Mammalia, Artiodactyla, Physeteridae. Gene Ontology annotation, molecular function: calcium ion sensor activity; calcium ion binding. The record is from RefSeq and is a predicted model, not a curated record. Gene Ontology annotation, cellular component: mitochondrial inner membrane.